AUGGUAUUUCAGAAGAGAUUAGAUAUGAAUUAUGAAGGUGGUGCAAAUACCACAGAGAUCGAUGUUGCCAAAAAGGUUGAAACACCGUCAACACCAGUGAAAGUAAUACCUCGGGAACGUGCCGCUUUCAGGGAGAAACAGUUUAAAGUUCGCUGCUCCCUACUGACUACUUUUAGUCCAUUUCAUCAUCUAUGGCUUAUCUACUGGAACUUUGCUCAUUUACCACAGACAUUACUGUUUUGGUUUUUCAUGGCUCUUAGCUCCUUUAUUCCAUAUUUCGCAUUAAAACAGUGGAGUCAAAUACCGGUAUCAAAAAUGGUUGGAUUUUUGCUAAUCAUACUUUACGUAUUCUACAUUUUCCUUCUGUUUUAUAUUCCGCUUAGAUUUUUAUUUUGGAUGGACUUGAGUGUUGCAUGUUCCUUCAUCAUCACUUGCGAAAAUACGCGAAUUCUGAUGAAAGUACAUUCGUAUAUUCGUGAAAUUGUUCCAAGGGUUUUGCGAAUAAAAAAAUCUGAACCAGUUCCAGCCUAUCCAACAAUCGGUUUAUUUAUCUAUUUCUUUUUUUGUCCAAGUUUUAUCUACGCCGAUGAAUAUGCCAGAACACCGACUCGAUCGUACAAAAAAGUUGUCAAAUAUUUUCUGCAAGCAGUUUUCAUGAUAUAUUGCACAAAUCUUGUCUUUACUCAGAUUGUACAUUCUCAAUUUGUGCCAAUUAAUUAUGCACAAAUUACUGUUGGUGAAAUAUUGGCAACCAUCUAUCCGGCAAUAUUACCGGCAAUGUCAUGCUUAAUUUUGCUCUUCUAUGGACUGCUACACUGUUGGCUGAAUGCAUUUGCUGAACUGUUGCAAUUUGGUGAUCGAGAAUAUUAUUUGGACUGGUGGAACUCAAGAAGUAUGGCAGAAUAUUAUCGAAAAUGGAAUAUGGUGGUACACGAAUGGCUUUAUGCAUAUGUCUACAGAGAUCUAACUGGUAGCCAGAGUGGUACAAUGAUUUCCCAAAUUUGUGUCUUCUUCUUAUCAUCAGUAUUCCAUGAAUAUUGGUUUGGAGUUUCACUUCGAUUCUUCUAUCCCGUUAUGUUUAUCCUUUACUUUGUUUUUGGAGGUUUGUUCUUCCUGCUCUCCAGAUUUAUUCGGUCUGGAUACAUAUGGAAUGGACUUAUGUGGGGUAAUUUGCUAAUUGGUACCGGUAUGUUUAUGACUUUUUACAGUCAAGAAUGGUAUUCACGACAUCGAUGUCCGCCAGUAUUCCAAAAUCAGCUUAUUGACAUCCUAGUUCCUCGACACUGGUUUUGUACCUAUGAUACAUUUUAUGCAAAUGAAGUGAUUGGCUUACAAAAUUAUAAAAAUUUUUCUUGA
Messenger RNA from Enterobius vermicularis (human pinworm), 1356 nucleotides. Lineage: Eukaryota; Metazoa; Nematoda; Chromadorea; Rhabditida; Oxyuridae. The record is from the annotation of a GenBank genome assembly.